This is a messenger RNA of Somion occarium, 1319 nucleotides long. Lineage: Eukaryota; Fungi; Basidiomycota; Agaricomycetes; Polyporales; Cerrenaceae. The record is from the annotation of a GenBank genome assembly.
AACGCAGUCCUCAGCCUGAACGCGGCACGCAAAUGUUGUAUUUCCAUGCAUACUGUAUACACAAGCUAUUUGACGACAUCUGGGCCAGGUUGCUAGACCUAGCCACUUCUCUUCAACAAUUGUUGAUCCUCAGCCUUUCGCGUCCCCUUGUGAACACGCACAAUAUCAGGGCUUUUCGCUUCGGAAUACCUUGGAUUGUUAAAGUUACCCAACGCACGGUCAGCACAGAAGCGCAUGCUCUCCGCUACCUUCACGCUAUGGGUCUUGGCUUGCCAGUACCUCAGCUCAUUUUCUGUUGCAUCCACCGUGGCAUAACAUACACCGUCAUGACUCUCAUCCCUGGGACAAGCUUGAUGGAUGCGAUUUUAGGUGGAGAUAUGACACCCGACGCCGUCGAAAGUGUCGCACAAGAAGUCGCUGUCGUUCUCAGCAAACUACAGACUUUACGCCAGUCGCCCACUGACGCUGGGAAAGUCAUGAUGAGUGCCUCUGGGCACCAUCUGCCUGACCCCGUUGUCUUCUUCGAAAAAAGAUCCGGCCCUUAUCGUUGCGCCCUUGACCUCUGGGCACAUUGCGGCGAUUACUUUGAUCUAACUGAGAUGAAAGGUGACGUCGAACCGGCCACGCUUGAUAUCAUGGCUGCGGAGCCUAUCCAAUAUGUUCAUGCCGACCUUCGCAUCUACAAUAUCAUUGUUCAUGAUGGCCACCUCUCGGGGAUCAUCGAUUGGGAGGACUCUGGCUGGUUUCCUUCCUCGUGGCAAGUGCAUACUCUGCGCUGGCCGCGAUUUGGGUGUUAUGGGCCCUGGUUGCAAUACUGGCUCAGGUAUCAUUUCUCCGAGGAGGCGGAAGCUGCAUACGCCGCGUCGAAGACGUUCUUAAUAAAGUCUCCCGUCUGAGGUCAGCAGAUUCGUGGAGUAUAGUAGGCCUUCACCUUCGAUUGCAUCCUGUCGCAAGGUGCAAACAAGGACAAUGUGUUGUGGCCCCAGCACUCUAUUCAGUCUUUUGUUCUCUAUAGGUGGCAAUAUUACUGUAUCUUUAUGACCGUUUCGUCCAAGCGGGGGGCAGUUCAAGAAGUUCUGAGAUCAACCCCCAGAAGUUUGCCCAGGACCCCGUAAACUGAAGGGGGACUCUGGGAUACUCAAAAUUGAAAGUUGAAGAGCUAAAAGUUUCUAAACAGUUGUCAUGCACCACAUGUGUUUGACUCCUUGUUGGUGCGGCUUUCUCAAUGUAUUUCUGUAGCUUUCUAUAGAAUAAAGAAGGGUAUGUAUUCUGCGUAGCAUACCAUUGCAUGAUAAUAAAUAAGUACUACUUUCUUUUUG